This is a messenger RNA of Vitrella brassicaformis, 2045 nucleotides long. The record is from the annotation of a GenBank genome assembly. NCBI's taxonomy places the organism in Eukaryota, Vitrellaceae.
AUGACGACGCUCAAGGUGCAGGACGGUAGCAACAUCUACCGCAUCAAGUUUGAAGCACAGGCGGCACCAACGGAUGCCCUGAGGCAGCAGGUGCAAGAUCUGCUCGGCAUCAAGCAGGGCGAAAACUAUAUCCUGCUGGCGGGAGGCGCAAGGGAGAUGGUGAGCUCAGGACAGCGUGUGACUCGUUCACUUUUGCCUGUUGAAUCUGCCUGUGUGUGCUGUUGGUGCAGAGUGGCGGGGAGGGUAACGAACUGCUCGACACAGACAGUUCGCUGGAGGAGUACCUGUCGGUGUGCAAGCACCACGGCAUCAUUCCCAAGGUGAACGUUCUCAGGACCAACACACCGAUCCCGCCUGUGCAGACCACUACCACCAGCCGCACCAUGACUGUCGUUGGGUACGAGGCGCCCUCGCCCUCCUGCUCAGUGUCGACCAACGAAUCGGCCACCUACAGCGGAGAUCUGGAGUUCAUCCUCAAUGGUGAGCGAGCGAAUGAUUCGUGAGAGGAGGACCACACCCACGCGGACAGACACACACAGAGGAGCGAUGAGGGGAUGUGGUGUGAUGUGAUGUGUUUUGUUCAGGUGAGCCGAUGGGGCUGAAGAAUCCCGACCCUGAGAUGACGCUGGUGGAGUAUCUGCGGGUGUGCACGAGCUACACGGGGACGAAGCUCUCCUGCGGGCAGGGCGGAUGCGGCGCGUGUACUGUCAUGGUAUCAAUGUCGAACAAAGGGAUGUAUGGACGCUACACAUUCUUAUGUGUGUUGGGUAUCUGUGUUUGUCUGUCUGGUCAGGUGAGUGAGUUCAACACCUCAUCGGACACCCUGUCGCACUACUCGGUCAACGCAUGCCUCAAGCCACUGUGCUCGAUCGUCGGCAAAGCCGGUAAACAGCUGAAAGAAGACACACCUAAUGUGUACAUGCCGCUGUCCGUCUGGGGGUGCAGUGACGACGACGGAGGGGAUGGGGUCAGCUGUGGAUGGCUACAACCCGGUCCAGGACCGCAUCGCAACUGGCUGGGGCACUCAGUGCGGUUUCUGCACGCCAGGCUUUGUCAUGACCACCUGCAGCCUGCUGCAGGAGAAGACACAAACAGGUACGUCUGCAGACGCGUGUGUGCGUGGAAGACAGAGGGGUACAUGUGAUGUGCUGUGUGGGCGUGUCGAUUGGAUUGCAGGCUGUGCUGUCAAGGCUGAGGAGCUCGAAACGCGCUUCGACGUAAGACAGCAAACAAACUGUCCGGCCUUGUUUCUUCCUACCCUCCUGCAUUGCCUGCACUGCCCCUUUUCUUCAGGGCAACUUGUGCCGAUGCACAGGCUACCGGCCCAUCCUCCAGGCCGUCAAAUCGUUCGCCACCGACGCACCCACACCACACACCCAAGUAGAGAUCGAGGACGUCUGCCCGCCGGGAAGCCAAGGCCAGACGCCCAUCAUGUGCCGAUCCCGACGGUCUGUGGGGGAGGACAAGGGCCAUGGCCACAUUGACACAAACGGAAAGGGGCGGGCUGUGCGAGUGGGUGGGAUGAAGAAGGCCCACAGCGUUGCGAGAGAGAAGGCGCUGAAGGAGCUCGCCAUGAAAGUCGAGGGGCAAGGUCAGUGAGCAGAUUGCUUCAAGGUCGGCACGUUGACGAGUGUCUGUGUCUGUGCAUGUGUGUAUUUUCAGGUUACAAGUACGACGGUGGUCGUGAGGGCAUUGUCUGGUACAGAGUAGUGAGCUUCAAUCAGCUGUGGCAGCUCAUCGGCUCCGCCAAAGACACCGACACAUAUAAGGUGAGCCACACAGCACAGCGGAGCGCAGCAGCACCCAUCUCUCCGUCUCACGCACAUUCCUCCUUCCUGCCUUCAGUUGGUCCGCGGCAACACGAUGAUGGGCGUGUACCAGAAUGAGAAGUUCGACGUGUACAUCGACAUCUCCGCCAUCCCAUCACUCGGCGAGAUUUCCCUCACUGACGUCAACAACCAGCAGCAGAUCGACAUCGGCUCGGCCGUCACGCUCACCGAGCUGCGGGCAUUCCUGCUGGAACACGACAAGCGGCGCGGGGAGCU